AUGACGUCAAGGCAAGGUCGGAAAGUUCUCUCCUGCGUAUGCCUGCACGUGCUCCAGCACCAAGACGAUGAAGAGGCAAACCCAGUCGGCCAUUCUUUACUCUUCAUCAACACGAAUCGCCCGCCAUCCCAGUUUGCGCCUGCCAUGGAGAGAGAGACUACGAUGCAAGGCCGCCAAGAACCGACAGGCCCUCGCCGAAAGCCAAUCCUCCUCGUCUGCAGGACGUUUGCCCUGCAGUGGAUUGCCCUCAACUGGCUCGAUGGCCUUUUCAUCAGUGCCAUCGCCGGCAUUUCCUUUGGCAUCUACUACGCCCCCCUCCCCUUUACGCGAACGUUCCCCGUCACAUUUGGCGAUUCGGGCGACAUCGUCUACCCGCAGUGGGCGUACCCGUACCGCGGCUGGAUCAUCCCCUCGUGGCUCUCGGGCUUCGUCUCCAUCGCGAUGCCCAUCGGCGUCUACCUGCUUGCGCAGGUGCGCGUCCGGUCGGCGUCGGACGCAAGCAGCGCCGUCGUCGGCUCCCUCUGGGCCGUCGUCGUCUCCACGCUCGUCCAGGUCGUCACCAAGAUUCUCAUCGGCGGAUUCAGGCCCUACUUCCUCGACGUCUGCAUGCCCGACCUCUCGCUCGCCGGCUCGGCCAACCGAACGGGCCUCAACGGCGUCGGCUUCGGCCGCGUCAUGUACACGACGGAGAUUUGCACCCAAACGGACGGUCCGAAGCUCAGGAACGCCAUGACGUCCUUCCCGAGCGGCCACGCGACGGUGGCCUUUGCCGGCUUCGGCUUCCUCUUCCUCUGGCUCAACGGCAAGCUCAAGGUCUGGGCCGACCACAGGCCGGCCGGGUGGAAGCUCCUCCUCACGCUGCUGCCACUCUUUGUCGCCUUCCUCAUGGCCUGCUCGCUCACCAUCGACGCGGCACACAACGGCUACGACAUCGUCGCCGGCUCCGCCAUCGGCUCCCUCGCGGCGCUCGCCGUCUACAGGACCUCGUACGCGGCCGUCUGGGACUGGCGCUACAACCACAUUCCGCUGCGACGCCGGGAGCCGUUUGUCUACGGCGCCGGGGAGGAGGAGGAGGAGGAGGAGGAGGAGGAGGUCGAGGGCUACGCCGGCCAGACGUUGAGCCGCAGCGCCGGCUGGGGCAGGCAGCGACGACGGCGUCUGCCGAAGCGGCAGCCGGAGAGCACGCGAGGCAGUCCCGUCUACGCCACGGCUCGUAACGGCGCCUCGGAGGCGGCGAGAGCCGGGAACGCGCGGCCGCCGGCCCGGGACCGGCACAGGCAAGCGUUGACGAACGACGAGGCCGUGUGA
This is a messenger RNA of Drechmeria coniospora, 1308 nucleotides long. RefSeq lists its product as uncharacterized. Lineage: Eukaryota; Fungi; Ascomycota; Sordariomycetes; Hypocreales; Ophiocordycipitaceae. Gene Ontology annotation, biological process: phospholipid metabolic process. The coding region runs from base 1 to 1308 and encodes 435 amino acids. Gene Ontology annotation, molecular function: phosphatidate phosphatase activity. The transcript has 2 exons. The record is from RefSeq and is a predicted model, not a curated record.